GAUACCCAUCUUAAUACCAGCAAAUAGUUUGUGAUCCCUAGCGAAUCAGACGGAGAACCCGUUUCCAUUUCAAAAUAAACAAGGCUACGAUAGAAGACAGCAUCCACAGCCCUACUAAAAGGAGCAUUCGGGGUUCAAUAGCGAGCUGCGCACUGACAAGAUAAAGUAGCGACCUUUCGAUUGGUUGAGUCCGGCAGCGUCACGGCGUAGCCAAUAGCAGCAGAGACGGAUGAAACAGGGGAAGAUUAUAAUAAAGGAGAAAAUAUGAGUUCCCUUUGCGAUUGCUGUGACGUCAGUGUAGGAAGUCAUUGUAGAGCAACACUGGAACAAUUACAAGCGAAAAAGGAGCGUGGCGUGGACGAGUUAGUCCUCCGUGCCUCUCCACACCUCAACUUUGAAAGAAAGUUAAAUAAGCUGAACAAAAGGACGUGGACUAUACAGAUCACCGCUUCCCCGUCUUCAUACUGAAUGUAGCAAAAUCUCGGAGAAUACCAUUUUAGUGACUUGCUCUGAAAGAGAAGGACAACAAAAAAGUUUUUUUCUAUCUUUUGUGUUUUAUUUAUUAUUAUUAUUGUUAUUAUUAUUUAUUUUUAAAAUAAUAUUGUCAGCCGGACAAGGUUCCCUUUUCUAUCUAUACGACCACCUAACCGUGUCACCGUUUCAUUUUUCUUUUUCGUCCUGAAAUCUGAGGGAAGUCUUGGGUUUUUAAAGUUUGUAAUGAAGACCAACUCUUAAUUUUGAUCUUUCCUUUUUUUUUUUACUAUGGAAGGAUCCAGUGGGUCGAAUUUCGGAAUAGACAGUAUUUUGUCGAACACCAACAGCUCCAGCAGCCCGGUGCUGAUGAGCGGGGAUUUUCGGCUUGGGGACAGCAGGACAGCAGAUUUCAGAAACCAGGCCACCCCAUCACCAUGCUCGGAGAUAGACACUGUGGGAACGGCGCCUUCAUCCCCAAUCUCGGUCACCAUGGAGCCGCCCGAGCCGCACCUUGCUCAAGACAGCCUGCAGCAGCACCAUCAUCUUCACCACAACCAGCAGCAAAGUUUGCAGCCGUCGCCUCAGGCUCAGCAGCAGCCUGGUUGCGCCCCCAGGACUGCCACCUCCUCUUUCCUCAUCAAAGACAUCCUGGGCGACAACAAGCCGCUGGCGGCGUGCGCGCCGUACAGCACCAGCGUCUCCUCACCCCAUCACACCCCCAAGCCGGAGAGCGCCCCGCUAACGGAGGGCUUCAGGCCCAAGCUGGAGCAGGACGAGCCUAAAGGCAAGUUGGACAAGCGGGACGACAUCCAGAGCGACAUCAAAUGCAACGGCACGAAAGAAGAAGGUGACCGAGAGAUCACUAGCAGCAGAGAAAGUCCCCCGGUUCGCUCUAAAAAGCCCCGCAAAGCGAGAACAGCCUUUUCCGACCAUCAGCUCAACCAGCUGGAGCGCAGCUUCGAGCGACAGAAAUACCUGAGCGUGCAAGACCGCAUGGAUCUCGCGGCGGCGCUUAAUCUCACAGACACGCAGGUCAAAACCUGGUAUCAAAACCGAAGGACGAAGUGGAAAAGACAGACCGCCGUAGGAUUAGAACUGCUGGCUGAAGCUGGGAAUUACUCGGCUUUGCAAAGAAUGUUCCCCUCCCCUUAUUUCUACCACCCGAGCCUGCUGGGCACUAUGGACAGCACGACAGCAGCCGCGGCCGCCGCCGCUAUGUACAGCAGUAUGUACCGGACUCCGCCGGCGCCUCACCCCGGCCUGCAGAGGCCCCUGGUCCCGCGGGUCCUGAUUCACGGCCUGGGCCCGGGCGGGCAGCCGGCCCUCAACCCGCUGGCCACCUCCAUCCCAGGAAACCCGCACUCCCGGUAAAACAAGACGCGAACCCGAGACGACGUGGGGGAACUGAUCCAAACUUUUAAAAAACAACAACAACAACAACAACAACAACGACAACCACAGCAACAACAAAAGACUAUACGGGAAAUUUUAUAGAGGGACAGAAAAAAAAAAGGAAGGAAUAUUUAAUAACAAACUGCAGUUUUUUUUUAAAAAAAACCAAAACUGUAAACAAAAGGCCCCCCUUAAGAAAUAAAGGACUGUUAACUUUCUUUUUUUAAUUUUUUGUACAAAUACGCUUAUGAUACUAACAAAUAAACUUCUAAAGUUUAUGAGAAGGACAGCGAGGGGGGGGGGGCGGGGGGGGACCGCAGUGACUCGGGCUAACCGCGAGACCGGCCUGGGAGCCUCGCGCUAACUUCUCGAGGCCUUUUUUUUUAAUUUUAUUUUCUGAAGUGGCAUGCUCAGUUACUGUAAGAAAUGUACAUUUGAAGGACUGAGUGAAAUAUUUAUUAUAUGUCGUCAGAGAGAUCCGCUUAUAUAAAUCAUGCAGACUUUUUUUUCUCUUCCGUCAUUUUGUCUUUUAAUUCGAUAGAGGUGAAUUAAGUCAGCCUUAAGCUUUCUGUUCGUGAUAGACUGACGCCCAUCUCACGGAAGGAUUCUCUAACAAUUCCAUUCUGUAACAACAAUAAAAACUUUAAUUUUUUACAAGCA
Messenger RNA from Lepisosteus oculatus (spotted gar), 2526 nucleotides. RefSeq names its product BarH-like homeobox 2 (gene barhl2). Lineage: Eukaryota; Metazoa; Chordata; Actinopteri; Semionotiformes; Lepisosteidae. Gene Ontology annotation, biological process: regulation of transcription by RNA polymerase II. The record is from RefSeq and is a predicted model, not a curated record. Gene Ontology annotation, cellular component: nucleus. Gene Ontology annotation, molecular function: DNA-binding transcription factor activity, RNA polymerase II-specific; RNA polymerase II transcription regulatory region sequence-specific DNA binding.